Molecule: messenger RNA, 2936 nt
Organism: Falco peregrinus (peregrine falcon)
Lineage: Eukaryota; Metazoa; Chordata; Aves; Falconiformes; Falconidae
Gene: SLC7A3
Product: solute carrier family 7 member 3
Exons: 12
Coding region: 313-2151 (612 amino acids)
Biological process (GO): amino acid transport; transmembrane transport
Cellular component (GO): plasma membrane
Molecular function (GO): amino acid transmembrane transporter activity
Source: RefSeq, a predicted model, not a curated record
UCGCCCGUCGCUUCGUCCGGGGCGCGGGGAGCGGGAGGAGCCGCCCGGGCGCGUCCAGCCACCGGUGCCCGUUCACGGCGCUUCGCUGGAGGUGGGGGCGGUGCGCUCCGGCAUCCGGCGGGCGGGGCCGGGCAGCUCUUCAUCACCCGCGGCGGCGGCAGCGGCGGUGGCAGUCGCGGUGCGAGCGGAGCCGAGCGGUGCUGAACUGAACUGACCUGACCUGACCGGGACCGCACCGGAUCCAGCCGAGCCGAGCCGCCGUCCCUUCUCUUGCAGGGGUUUUGAGCAGCUGAGCACCACCCACGCGAGAAGAUGCUUAGGAGAAAAAUGACCAGUAUUGGGAAGAAGCUGAUCCGCCGGCGCAUGGUGGAUCUGAGCUCUGAGGACACACGUUUUGCUCGCUGCCUCUCCACACUGGACCUCAUAGCUCUGGGGGUGGGCAGCACGCUUGGGGCCGGUGUGUACGUGCUGGCUGGGGAGGUGGCCAAGGAGACAGCUGGUCCCUCCAUUGUCCUCUGCUUCCUGGUGGCUGCUCUCUCAUCGGUACUGGCUGGACUCUGCUAUGCAGAGUUUGGAGCCCGCGUUCCCAAGACCGGCUCUGCCUACCUCUACAGCUAUGUCACUGUUGGUGAAAUCUGGGCUUUCACAACCGGCUGGAACCUCAUCCUCUCCUAUGUGAUAGGUACGGCCAGCGUGGCUCGAGCCUGGAGUGCGGCAUUUGACAACAUCAUUGGCAACCACAUCUCUACCUUCUUCAUGAACAAGACCACACUGCACCUUCCAGGGCUGCUGGCUGAGCGCCUGGACUUCUUUGCCCUGAUCCUGAUUGUGUUGCUCACUGCACUGCUGGCCUUUGGCGUCAGUGAAUCUGCCCUUGUGAACAAAAUUUUCACGGCGGUGAACCUGGUGGUGCUGGGCUUUGUCAUCAUUGCUGGCUUUGUGAAGGGAGACGUCAGAAACUGGCAGCUUUCAGAAGAGGACUACAGCAACCUCUCGUACUUGGAGCCGACAAAUGAUACUAUGAAAAAGGCCUUUGGCUCUGGUGGCUUUGUCCCCUUUGGACUGGAAGGGAUCCUGACUGGCGCUGCCACUUGUUUCUAUGCCUUCGUGGGCUUUGACUGCAUUGCCACCACAGGGGAGGAAGCCAGGAACCCACAGCGCUCGAUCCCCAUUGGCAUCAUUGUGUCCCUCCUCAUCUGCUUUGUGGCUUAUUUCGGGGUCUCCGCGGCCCUGACGCUCAUGGUGCCCUACUUCCUCCUGAACAAGGAGAGCCCCCUGCCUGAGGCUUUCAAGGUGGUGGGCUGGGAGCCUGCGCGCUACGCCGUUGCCGUCGGCUCACUCUGUGCCCUUUCCACCAGCUUGCUGGGCUCCAUGUUCCCCAUGCCCCGUGUGAUCUAUGCGAUGGCAGAGGACGGGCUGCUUUUCAAGUUCCUCUCCAACAUCAACAGCCGCACGAAGACCCCUCUGUUAGCCACCAUCACCUCUGGGCUUCUUGCAGCGAUGAUGGCCUUCCUGUUUGACCUGAAGGACCUGGUGGACCUCAUGUCGGUUGGCACGCUGCUGGCCUACUCCCUGGUGGCAGUGUGUGUGCUCAUCCUCCGGUACCAGUCUGGGCAGUUGAACUCUCCAAAGGCCAUGGAACUGCUGGAGCUGAAUGGGAAUGAGGAGGAGAGGGUGAUCAUGAACCCAACUGUCACCACCACCAAUGCCCAGCAGAAAGAGACGCUGUCCCUGGUGACACUCUUCAACCCACCCACAGACACCCCCACUGCACUCUCAGGGCGCAUUGUCUACGUUUGUGUCUCAGUCAUUGCCACACUGAUCAUGGUCAUCUGCGUGGUCCUGACCCUCAAGGUGUCUGCAUUGAAGAGCGGCAGCGUGGGCUGCAUUGUGGCCCUGGUGCUGCUCAUCGUGGCUCUGCUCAUUCCCACCAUCAUCGUUUGGAGGCAGCCGCAGAGCAACGCGCAGUUGAACUUCAAAGUACCUUUCCUCCCGCUCCUGCCAAUCUUCAGCAUCUUCAUUAACAUCCUGUUGAUGGUACAGCUGAGUGCCGGCACCUGGGUGCGGUUUGCCAUCUGGAUGGCCCUCGGUUUUAUGAUUUACUUCGGCUACGGGAUUCGGAACAGUGUGGAAGGGAAAAAUGCAGAGUAACCCUGUGCCACAGUAGAAAAGCCUCUGCACCACCCUGGACUGGACCUCAGCCCUGGGGCUGCUGCGGUCUGAGGGAUCAGGCACCAGCACUCCAUGGACCUCUGCCAGUGUUCCCGGUCAGGAACUACAUGAUACAGUCAUGAUCUACAUGGUAUAUCCAUUCCCUCUCCCAUGGGGAGUGAGCUCCAGAGUCAGGACUGCGGAGCCAGGUUGUGCGCUGCCCUUUACCUUCACAGACCAGAGGUCACAAGAUGAGUCCCCGGGCCACGUGGGAGCAUUUGUGGCACGGGGCUGGUCUCUGCCAUCCCCUCAGCCCCAUCGACUGGUAUGGCCCUCCUGCUAUGGAAGCUGCUGUUGGAAAUGCUGCUUUCCCUGCGCACAACAGGCCCCAUGUGAUGAUGCAGCUGUAUUCAUUCCAUUUGUCCUUGUCAUGUGGCUGUGGUCACACCUCCUCUCCAUGCUUUCCAAGCACGGGGUGCGUACAUGACAGCCACGGCUGGAGCUGUGUGACAAAGCUGGGAGCAUCUUGUUCUCGUGCUGCCAACAGUCCGGUACUCCGCAGCAGCACGGGGCUCAGCUGGCCAAAACCCCCUGUGCUGGGAUCUGCAUCCCACACUGAGCCCCGUACUGCCCUGGCCAUGCUGCUUGGUGUGAGCUUCCAGCUCGGGUGUCUGUGAAGAUGUCCAUAGUGUAGCUGUACCAGUGUCCAACCUCGUGUAUCUUUGUAUAAUUGGUGGUUUAAUGUCAACUUUUAUACCUAUUAAAAUAAAUAUUUUUUAAGUGUC